Cladocopium goreaui is the source of this 3924-nucleotide messenger RNA. The record is from the annotation of a GenBank genome assembly. Lineage: Eukaryota; Dinophyceae; Suessiales; Symbiodiniaceae.
AUGGAGAGAUACCUCAAGAAGAAACGAAUUGCUGAUCGACUUUUGAAUUUCGCCAUCGACGACACCAUGGACCGCAACGACCAGAUCUCACUAGAGGACCUCUUGGUCGACGAGAGAGAGAGAUGCCGAAAAAUGACAUCCAGGAUCUAUAUCCAGCGGAAGUUCAACGUUCGGAUGAAGUACACGACCGAGGACGACUUCGAGAACAUCGACCUGAAGGACUUCGAGAUUCUGGACAAGGACCUCACGAUCAUGAUCUUGUUCCACUUCAACCUGAUCUACCUGAACCUUCUCAUGGAGCACUACGUGGACAAGUACAACAAGAACCUGAUGAUCUACAACAUGGACAAGAACAACCUUCGGGACAAGGAGAAGCACCUGACCCUGGAAAGAGACUCCCAGGAGGUGAUGGAUGCAGCUCGACAGUUUACCUGCACGGCAUGUCAACGGAACCGUACGGUUCGACCAGCCAGACGCGCUGCACCACCACGAGAGUUAGAUGUCAACGAGGUGGUUGGAAUCGAUGUCAUCUGGCUACCAACUGAGAAUGGAAAAUCGCAACCAGCUUUGAACUGUAUCGACUGGGCUACUCACUUCCAGAUGAUGAUCCCAAUGGCUGACAAGAAUCCAAACUCUCUCAGAGAGGCAUAUCGACACUGGCUCCGAUUUUUCGGACCACCACAAACUUUGGCUUCCGACUUGGGUCGGGAAUUCGAAGGCGUUUUUGCCUUAAGAGCUGAAACCGAUGGCACCUACAUCGACCCAAGCUCUGUUGAAUCGCCCUACCAGCGGGGCAUCACCGAGAGGGCUGGAAAGACAUUCAAGCUGAUGCUCUCUAAGGCCAUGCAAACUUAUGAUUGUCGAGAUCGAGCUGAAUGGCGCGAACUGGUGGCCAUUGUCAACUACCAGAAGAACCGACUGUUGAUGAGAAAUGGAUACUCGCCCAUUCAAAGGGUCAUUGGCUUCAGCCCGAAGCUUCCUGGUGGAAUGAUGAGUGGUGAUGCAGCCAAUCGAAGCAUCAGUGACAAGGAACGUCUUGGAGACCUUGGCGUUGUCAGAGCCAUGGCGAUGAGGAAAGCAGCGGCCAUAGCCUUCCACAGUACCGAAUGUGAAGAUGCCUUGAGGAGAGCAAUCUCUUCAGGACCUCGACCUUUCUCCAAUUUCGAAGUUGGAGAGAUGGUCUACUUCUGGAGAGUUGGACAAGGAGCAGCACAUCAGACAGCACCAGCUUACUGGCACGGACCUGCUCGCGUCGUCAUGCUGGACCAACCAACGACAGUGUGGCUGGCAUACCAAGGAAAGCUUGUGAAGGCUUCCCCAGAAAGGAUCCGAAGAGCCUCAGAAGAGGAACAACUCACCUUGACUGGAUGGAUCGAUGACCUGGUCCAUACUCGAGACAUGUUUGAGAAGACUCCGAAGAGAGGAUUUCUCGACAUCACUUCAGAUCCUCUACCACCUGAAGAGGAGUUUGAGAUUGCGGACAAGGACUCUGAAUAUGAGCCAUCAAUUGCGGCAACCGAGGAGUUAGCUCUACCUGCUGCAGAACCUGAACGAGUUCAAUGGCAAGGACCUCUACCACCAGUGAAUCGACGACUACGACAGAAGACGAUGGUCCGCGAGACGGAAGAGAUGGACGAGCCGAUGGAGGGCGAACCUGGACUUCAAGAAGGUGAUAUCGAACCUGGCGACCAUCCUCCUGAAGAACCUCUUCCACAGGAAACCGUCCAUGAUGACGACCGACCUGGAGCAGAAAAGCGAACCUACGAUGAAGAGAUCGAGGAGGAGCCGGUUAGCAAGAGGAGCCGACUCGAAUAUCUGGAGGUCUUCGAGUUGAAGGUCAACAAUCUUCUGAAGGCGAAGCAGAACAAGGAGAUCCGGUUCCAGGAACUCAGCAAGUUCAACAAAGAAUGUUUCGGCAAGGCGAUGAAGAAGGAGAUUGAGAAUAACCUGACCAUUGGAGCCUACGAACCACUUAGCUUGGAAGAGUCUGCACGAGUACGACAACAACAUCCUCUCAAGGUCAUGGAAUCCAGAUACGUCAUGACCGCCAAACCUUUGGAACCUAUGGAUGUUGAACCAGCCCAACAUGCUGGUCUACUUUUAGAAGGAGAUACUGCAGAGCCACGAAAAGCAAAAGUGAGACAUGUCAUGAAGGGUUUCAGUGAAACGGGGUCUGAGUUUCUGGACUCUACCACGCCACAGGUCACACGUGAUGCAGCAAUCCUGGUACUACAGCUCAUAGCCAGUUUUUGUUGGCGAUUGGGCUUCCUGGACUUUACUCAGGCAUUCCACUCAGGUGAUGCCAUCCAACGUCUUCUUUUUGCGGAACAACCACGAGAAGGAGUUCCAGGCUUGGUCCCAGGACAGUUGCUUAAGUUGCUCAAGACCUGUUACGGUCUUACGGAUGGUCCCUACGCAUGGUUCAAUCAUAUCAGGAGGGUCUUGAUCGAAGACCUCGGAUAUACUCAGAGCAAGGCUGAUCCAUGUGUAUUUUUCCUUUUCUCCGAUAGCAAUGGAGACAGAAAACUUCACGGUGUCAUUGGACUUGCCACCGACGACAUGAUUCAUGGAGGAGAUCAAUACCACUACGCCAAAAUGAAUGAGAUCCAGCAGAGAUAUAAACUCGGCAAGUUUCAGUAUGACGAAGGAAGAUUCUGCGGCAAAGAUAUCAAGAUGGACCCGAACGGCUCCAUCCUGAUCAAUCAGGCCAUCUUUGCCAAAGACAAGAUCACCGACAUUCCCAUCAACCGAGAAAGGAAGAAACAUCGAUACUCCUUUUGCGAUGAGGAGGAGAUCAGUCAGUUGAGAACCCUAUUAGGUUCCCUCUCCUGGCUUGCUAAGGAGACCAGACCUGACCUUGCAGGACGAGUUGCUCUACUACAACAAGCUAUGCCGACACCAAGAGUGAAGGACUUGGUCGAAGGAAACCUUUUAGCACAAGAAGCUCGACGCCAUGCAGAGUCUGGUAUCCGAGUAAUGCCGAUCAAGCCAAAGAACUUGCGGGUAGGCAUCAUCACCGAUGCUUCUUGGGGAAACGCCAAACAGCAAAGAUUCCUGGAGGAGUCAACUGAAGAUUUCUGGGAGGAGCAGAAAACAUGUUGGAUUCGUCACCAUCGAACACCAAGGAAUACUCUGUUCCAUCCGGCUGCUGCAGCGGGAGGCCCUGAUCUUCAUAGUCUACUACCAGAGCGGAGUACCUACAUGGAGUCCAACGAGCCGUACCUGGACGACUGGACCAAGAAUGACUCGAUCAAAAAUCCCAAGGAUAUGAUUUGGAGUGGCUUCACCAAAUUCUCAAAACAACCAGAAGGAGCUUUCCUGAAGUACGAGAAUAUCAAUGAAGUGUUUUUGCAGCUGCUGAACACCAGCAGUCAAGGAGGCAUGAUCACCAUGUUCUACGAUGCCGAUCUUGAGACCAAAGAAGAUCCCCAAAUGAUCACGAUCGCCAACUGGAAAUCCACUCGUUUGAAGCGAAAGACAGUAAACACACUGUCUGCAGAAUGCCAAUCCAUGGUGCUCGGAGUAGGAUCCGUACACUGGCACCGCUUCCUACUUCUGGAGGCCCUUGGACAUCAGUUGAAUAGUUCACAAUGGGAAGCUCAGUUGGCAGCCAUUCCAUACAUAGCUGUCACGGAUUCCCGAUCCCUCUAUGACUGCAUGAACAAGCUGGUAUGUUCCUACACCCAGACUGAGGACAAGAGAACGGCCAUCGACAUUGCCAUCUUGAAGGACGACUUGAAGAAGUCCGGUGGCCAUGCACGUUGGGUGGCCGGCAACAACAUGGUUGCCGAUGCACUGACCAAAAGAAUGAAGGGAGAUUUCCUUAGGGCUGUGUGUAACAAGGGUAAAUGGACUCUUACUCACCAUGGAAACCAGUUGCUCCGAUCGGAUUUCGAAAUUUUGUUAGCAUUUGCCGUAGCCUAA